Molecule: messenger RNA, 2868 nt
Organism: Melanotaenia boesemani (Boeseman's rainbowfish)
Lineage: Eukaryota; Metazoa; Chordata; Actinopteri; Atheriniformes; Melanotaeniidae
Gene: matn1
Product: matrilin 1
Exons: 10
Coding region: 1050-2525 (491 amino acids)
Molecular function (GO): calcium ion binding
Source: RefSeq, a predicted model, not a curated record
AAAAGAGGGGUCUCUGUUUAAUGUGCUUGUGGACUCCGUACAGGGAUUAAAGAUUUGUAUGUGAGCUUCUGGAUGAAAGUGUGUUUUGCUACGGUGUUGACUCCACUGGGGCCCUCUGCUCACCUGACACUGGACAGGAGAGUGAUGAAGAUGAGAGGAAGAGGUGCAAAGAGAAGAGCUGUUUAUUUUCUUUCUUUUUUUCUUUUUUUUUUAAAUAUGAAUAUUUAACUUUAAAAAGCUUUUUUUCUGUGGUCUGUUAUGUGGUUAAACCAAUUUUGAAAUAUGUUGAAUCUAAUGCCUUAAAACCUCUAAAAUAAUGGAAAAUGUGGCAGAAAAAUGACAAAAUGCUACUCAUAAUUUAGUCAGACUGUACCCAACUGAAAAGCCAGGAAAUGGUUUAUAUACUCCAAUUUAUACAAAUACUCACAUACACACAUCUCAAAGUGCAGAACAGCAGGAACACUGUAGGCUGUGUACGGUGGCUCUCUUUCACUUCCGCCCCAUAAAUGUGUGUUUGCUAUACAAGGGAACACGGGGAGAAAAGAGGAAUUCAUGUUGGUGUUUAUUUGAGCUUUGGCCAAAUCCAACCUUGGGGCACCAGCGUUGGUGUGCUCUGCUCCAAACCCCAGUCGCUCCUGUACCCCCAGCCAGACACACACACGCAUACUGUACACACACUAAAGGAGCUGAGCACAUGCAAGGCAAAUUUAGGACUUUUACAUACACACUUACCUGUCCAUCCCAAUCAUAUGAAGGUGUGUUUGUCUUUCCCUGCCCACCGUUUUAGGUCCUCCUAGAGCAGGUAUUUCCCUCUCUUUCCCACAGACGUGCACGCAUCCACGGACACACUUUAGCUGUGGUGGGGGGGCUGUUUGUGGGCUGAGUGUGUGAAGCUCUUGCAUUGAUAACCUGCAGCUCAGAGUCACUUGGUCUCACUUUGUGGCCAUCCCCAUCGCCUGGAACUCCCUUCGCCUUGCUCUGUCUCCUUUCUGCUUCUAACUCUAGGACCAUCUGCGGCCGCGCUCUGACCUCCACCUUUAGUUGUCACCAUGACGCCUUCCCCGCCGCUUUUCCUGCUGCUGCUGCUGGGCCUUGUCGGAGCUCAAGCCACCUUGGACCUUCGCAUGGCUGCUGCCAUGGCAGCAGGGUUGUGCAAAACCCGCCCCACAGACCUCGUGUUCAUCAUCGACAGCAGUCGUAGCGUUCGCCCAUCAGAGUUUGAGCAAGUAAAGGUCUUUCUGGCCAAAGUCAUUGAGGGGCUGGAUGUUGGACCCAAUGCAACCCGUGUGGGAGUUGUCAACUAUGCCAGCCGUGUCAAGAAUGAGGUGUCCUUGAAGACUCACCGCACAAAAGCUGGGCUAAUCAGGGCUGUGACCAAAAUCGAGCCCCUGUCCACUGGAACAAUGACUGGUCUGUCUAUCCAGUUUGCUCAGAAUGUGGCCUUCAGUGAGGCUGAGGGUGCUCGUGCCAAAUCUCCUGAUAUCAGCAAGGUUGCUAUUAUAGUGACAGAUGGGCGUCCUCAAGAUAAUGUGAAGGAUGUGGCUCAGCGUGCACGAGAUGCAGGCAUUGAGAUUUUUGCCAUCGGUGUGGGACGUGUAGACAUGAGCACUCUGAGACAGAUGGCCAGUGAUCCUCUGGAUGACCAUGUGGACUAUGUGGAGAGCUACAGUGUUAUUGAGAAGCUCACCAAGAAGUUCCAGGAGGCCUUCUGUGUGUCGGACCUGUGUGCCACUGGGGAUCAUGACUGUGAGCAGGUAUGCAUCAGCACCCCAGGAUCAUACAAGUGUGCCUGCAAAGAUGGCUUUACCCUCAUGGAUGAUGGCCGCAGCUGCAGUGCUUGUAGCAAUGCUGCGACAGAUGUGGUGUUUCUGAUCGACGGCUCUAAAAGCGUCCGUCCUGAGAACUUUGAGCUGGUUAAGAAGUGGAUCAACCAAAUCGUCGACAAACUGGACGUCUCUGAGGCCAAAGCCCACGUUGGACUUGUGCAGUACUCCAGCACUGUCAGACAGGAGUUUCCUCUCGGCCGAUACAACAACAGGAAAGACCUGAAAGACGCUGUGAAGAAGAUGGCCUACAUGGAGAGGGGAACCAUGACAGGCCAGGCACUGCGUUACCUGUCAGACAACAGCUUUAGUCCCGGUCAGGGUGCCCGGCCUGGAGUCGCAAAGGUGGGCAUCGUCUUCACUGAUGGACGCAGCCAAGAUUAUAUCGGAGAUGCCGCUAAGAAGGCAAAGGAGAAUGGCUUUAAGAUGUAUGCUGUCGGAGUGGGUAAUGCAGUCGAGAAUGAGCUGAAAGAGAUUGCCUCUGAGCCGACUGGAGAGCACUACUUCUACACCGCUGACUUCAAGACCAUGAACCAGAUUGCCAAGAAGCUGCAGAUUAACAUCUGUCAAGAGGAGGACCCUUGUGAAUGUGACUCCCUUCAAAAGUUCCAAAAGAAAGUGGAAGAUGCCCUACAGGCACUAACAAAAAAAUUAGAGAAUAUGUCGAAGAGGAUCGCUCUGCUGGAGAACAAAAUCGUCUGAGGACUCACAUCCUACUCUUCUCAUUUACACAACCAUCCAUGCACAAACAGACACAUAUUUUUUUUCUUUCUUUCUUUUUUUUAUUUUACUUCCAGUAAAACAUUGUGUGUGUGAACCUUCACCUCUGCUUCUACACUGAGCCCUCUAAAAGCUUCAAACCACAUCUUGUCUGAUCUACUCUUGAGUGUCCUGGGACCCAAAACACCAGUUUCCAUGGGGACCAUGCCUUAGUGUGUGUGUGUGUGUGUGUAAGUCUGCGGGUGUGUGUGUGAUCCAAAGUCAUCCUCCCAUAGCCAGCCUGUGUGUUCGUUAAUAAAAGUCUUCCCUCAUAGGGAAACGGUGA